UCAUUAUAAAUGGGCUGCUCAGCCUAGAAACUAGUCCGGAAGACAGCAAAGAACAGUGAUAGAAUAAACAUUUGUCAUGUGUAAUCAAACGAAGUUGUGUGAUUCGCCUAGAUGAUCGACUAGGUACCCAAAUAGAUAAUAUAAACUUCCAAUAGUUAUAGGAGUUUGGGCUUCAUUGGUAUCGCAAAUGAACGCGAGUAAAGUAGCCUACCGAUGAGGUUGUAAAGCAACAGUACAUAUUCUGGCGUGAGCUGCUUUAUAAAGCGUGGAAACGGAAGAAUCUUUGCUUUAGGAAAGCAGGAUUCUUCUUGUUUGACCUCUCAGUUCUUCAAAGACGCUUAAAAUGAGAUUGGCAGGGCCACUGCGAGCUGUCGCUGUACUUCUUUUGGUGGGACUCACUUGGGUUUUGGCCAGCUCCAUUCUCGGAGGGGACAGUAGUACAGUGGUGCGACACCUCUUCACAGGGACCAACGAGGAGCCAACCACUGAGUCUCGACCACGCAAGUACAAGUGUGGUUUGUCUGCCCCAUGCCCCCCAAAACACCUGGCCUUCCGCCUGGUCUCCGGAGCUGCUAAUGUCAUCGGACCCAAAAUAUGCCUGGAGGACAAAAUGCUUGUGAGCAGUGUCAAAAACAACGUUGGCCGAGGACUGAACGUCGCUUUAGUAAACGGAGUAACUGGAGAGCUCUUGGACUCAAAAUCCUUUGACAUGUGGGCAGGAGAUGUGAACGACCUGUUGAAGUAUCUCCGACCACUGCAUGAGGGAACGCUUGUGUUUGUGGCCUCCUUUGAUGAUGCAGCUACAAAGUUGAACGAUGAGGCGCGCCGGCUCUUUGAGGAGCUGGGCAGCACGGUGGUGAAGGAGCUGGCCUUCAGAGACAGCUGGGUGUUUGUGGGAGCCAAGGGCAUCGAGAACAAGAGUCCGUUUGAGCAGCGUAUGAAGAACAGUAAGAACAGCAACAAGUAUGAAGGCUGGCCUGAAUCUCUGGAGAUGGAUGGAUGUAUUCCCCUACGAGCGCCGUUGGAGACCUAAGCUCUUUGUUGUACCAAUAUUAGGACCUGCACUGCACAGAACAGGAGUUAGUCAUAUUGACAAUUACAGUGGCACAAUUGAAGCUGUGCCAGGUUUAAAAACAAUUUGGAAGUCCCAGAGAAUACUUCUUUUACAUUAUUUUCAAACAUGGGUCCAGUUACGUGUCGUCUACCAUGGACUUCCGGACAUCUGCCUAGACUUACUGUGAAAAAUGCUGAAGCUGACUGCUAACAACUUCAAACUUGUGGAUUAAAGAGGUUUCUUGAUAGUACUCACUGAACACACAAACCAGAUGACAAUGUAGAUAGGGAAAUGUGUGACAUAGGAGCUGUUAUAGAGGAAGAUACGUUCUAGGUCCAGCCUCAAAUGUGACAUCUUGUGUGUGACAGUUCCAAAGAUGCCAUUGUGAACAAAUAUUUAUGGUUAUAGGAUAUGUUUUUUUUAUGCAUUGAUAAGACUGUCAACUGUAAGGACUGAUGCCUCAAACAGUAUAUAUAUACUGUAUAUAAGAGUUGAGGCAGGAUCUUGUCUUUAGUGUAGUGCAGAUAAAGCUAUUAAUAUUAUACCAUUAUACCCAAUACAUAUUGUGUCAUCAAUUGAUUCAUAGAUAAACUGCCAUCAAUGUUUACAGAUGUUAUGUGGAGUCUUGAAGACAUUGUUUGUAACUACACGUGGACACAAAUUCAGUCACAUAUCUCUAUAUCAUCUUUAUACUGACAUUGAUAAGUUAAAAUAUCAUAAAUGAAUAAUACUAUUAAUGCAAUUAUGUCAAUAUGGGUCCCUGGCAUUGUCUUGUUUGUAGUGUUUUUGUGUGCUUAUUUUAAAUUCUGAUAAAAUGUAUCUUACUGUCUUAAA
Molecule: messenger RNA, 1888 nt
Organism: Hypomesus transpacificus
Lineage: Eukaryota; Metazoa; Chordata; Actinopteri; Osmeriformes; Osmeridae
Gene: fam3a
Product: FAM3 metabolism regulating signaling molecule A
Exons: 10
Coding region: 344-1033 (229 amino acids)
Source: RefSeq, a predicted model, not a curated record